This is a messenger RNA of Gryllus bimaculatus (two-spotted cricket), 3136 nucleotides long. The record is from the annotation of a GenBank genome assembly. NCBI's taxonomy places the organism in Eukaryota, Metazoa, Arthropoda, Insecta, Orthoptera, Gryllidae.
AGGUGGACGGCCCGUUCGCGUGGGACGAGGCGGUGCAGGGGCUGAUCCUGGGCUCGUACUUCGUGGGCUACCUGGUGGCGCAGGUGCCCGGCGCGCUCAUGGCCGAGCGUCUGUCCGCCAAGUGGGUGAUGAUGGCGGCGGUGGUGGCCAACGUGGUGGGCUGCGCGCUCACUCCGCCCGUCUGCCACCACGCGCACUACGGGCUCUUCGUGGCGCUGCGCGUGCUGCAGGGCGUCGGCGCGGGUUUCACCUUCCCCGCCAUGCACGCGAUGAUCGCCCAGUGGGCCCCUCCCGCGGAGCGCAGCGUUGUCUCAGGAGUCAUCUACGCAGGGACGGCGUUGGGCACCGUCGGGUCGACGCUGCUGACGGGCUACCUGACGGCGUACAUGGGCUGGGAGUGGGUGUUCUACCUGAUGGCGCUGCUGGCCGCGCCGUGGUGCGUCUUCUGGAUGCUGUGGGUGAGCGACAGCCCCGACUCGGCCCGCUUCAUCUCGCAGCAGGAGCGCGACUACAUCGCCGCCGCCAAGGGGGACUCCGUGCACGGAAAGAGACUGCCGUUUCCUACUCGCCAAGUGCUGUCUUCUCUUCCCUUCUGGGCCAUCCUGGUCGCUCAUUUCUGCAGCAAUUGCGGCUGGUACAUGAUCCUGACAGAGCUGCCCAGCUUUAUGAAGCAUGUCCUGCACAAGAACAUUAAGGAGAACGCAGGCAUCGCCGCCAUCCCAUACUUCCUGAUGUGGGUGGUGAGCGUGGUCUUAGCGACGGCUCUAGAUCGCCUGCGCACCAGGGGAUCCAUCACCACGAGCACCGCCAGGAAGAUCGCCACGGGCAUCGCAUCUGUGAUACCAGCAGCUUGUCUGGUAGGAAUCAGCUUCAUAAAAUGUGAUGCAGAUGCAGGCACUGCGCUCAUUAUUGUUGCCGUAACUUCCAUUGGAGGAAUGUUUGUUGGAUUUUUGGCAAAUCACAUAGAUAUUGCACCAAAUUUUGCAGGCAUGCUCAUGGCUAUUACCAACACAAUUGCGACAUUGCCAGGAAUAUUUGUGCCUAUGAUAGUUGGACACUUAACCACAGGACAUCAAACAUUAGCACAAUGGAGUAUUGCCUUUUACACAAUAGCUGCUCUCUAUGCUAUCAUGAUUAUCUUCUAUGCAUUGUGUGGCUCUGGAGAAGUUCAAUCUUGGAACAACCCAAAAGCAGAGGAUGAAGAGGAAAAAUACAACAUUGAAGACAAAUAAUUUUGUCAGAAAAUGCUGUAAGUGACUUGUAUCUAUUAUGUUGAGUAGAUGGGGUCAGAUUGGUGUUGGAUAGAAAUGAGUAAAGCUACUCGUAACAUCGUGGAAGAAGAAUGUUAUUAUCAAGGAAAAGUUGGAUAAAGCUGCAAAAAGUUUUAUUGUUGAUGUACUUCAGAUUUUCUUCCAUGCAAAUAAUAAUUCUUGGUUAUUAUUUGGCUGUUGUGAGACAAAUUUGAUAUGGAAAUUUGUUGAUGAACAUUCAAGAAAGAUACACUUCAUAGUUUCAUCAAGCUGGUUGAUACUGAAAGGGUGCAUCCUUGUUCGUGCGAGAAUUUGAAUCAAGAAAGCAUCUUUUUAUCUUAUUUAACAGCUUUCAUUAUGCAUUUAAAUCAUUUUCGUUAUUGUCAUUGUUAAUUUUUAAAAGAUUUUCAUUGUUGUUCUCCAUAUAUCGUGGCAGUGGACAUCUGGCAAUUUUAAGGAUUUUUGAAUCUAUGAACGUAAGUGAUUUAUCUUUUUAAAUGGCCGUCAAACUCAUUUUUAAGUGGGAAUUUCUGUGAGUGAGAAAGUAGUUAUAUUGUGAUUAACUUUGAUUUAGGGACACCAGUAAUUGCUUAAAAAGCAUUUUCUACAGUUGUAGUUAAGGUUUAGUUCAAAGAAUUUAUGUGCAAGAUGUUACAAAACUUUAAAUACAAUUUCUUGAGAUUCUAGAUAUGGAUGUCAUAUUGUCAGAUUCUGGAUGUGGAUGAAAUAUUGUAAUAUGUGAGAUCAUGUGUUGUUUAGAAAUGUUAAAGGUACAAAUGUAUAAUAAUGAUAAAACCCACAUACAAAGAUUUCUAUUUUUAUUAAAAUAUCAGUGAACUUCUGGCUUAAUUUAUGGAAUCUACAUAAAAGUAUUUACAGAACUUUUAUCAUACAUUUUAGGUUUUAAGUCUGUGAAAUGCAAUUUACUUCCCUCAACUUCUUUUAUUCUUGUUUUCUUUAUGUAAUAUUGAAAUGAAAUUUUAUGCCUUACAUUCAAUUCAAUCAAUACAUUCAAUGUAAUAAGUAUAAUUUGUAAAUGUUUUUUGUUUCACAUUCUUUCUAAAAGUCAUUUUCAAAAUUAUUUAAUUUUGUAGACAGUUGAUAAAUAUUUUUUGUAGGUGAACAUUUUUUCAUAUGAAUAAUGAAUUCUUAUGAAUGAUUCUUAAAUAAUUUUGUAUGUUAAAGUCAAAGGCUUUGUUUAAAAUUGCACGUACGUAAGAAAGCUACCAGAUUUUAUUUGCUCAUAAACUCUGUUAUAAUUGAUCCUGUUUGAUCAUUGAUGCAGCUAAUAGUUGUUUAUGUAGUUGAAUGUGUACAGUAGUAUACCCUAAUUGUUUAUUCUAUUAUCCACAAGAAUUAAUUACAUUGAAAAUACAGAAGUAAAAUUUCAAGCAAAUUAUUUGUGCUUCAAUUCAAUAUACUUAUUUUGGGUAACUUAAAAAUGAGAAUAGUCUUCUUCAUUAUCUUUGAAAAUUUAACUAGUUUAUUUAAGAACCGUGGUUUUUAUGAUGCUCUUAUGAAAAAACAUUGUUUCAUAAUACUGCAUUUUCUUGUUGAUUGGGUUUCGUGUAUAAUACAUUAUUCCCUACUUUCUGUAGUGAAUAUAUUAAUCAAAUGUUUUAUCAAAUAUAUUGCCAGUUCAUAUAUAUAUAUAUAUUAAUGUCAUAGAAAUUCUGUAUCUGAAAUGAGGCCAAAGAAUACUCAUUUUAAUUUUAUAGUUCAUCAAAAAUUCAUUCUCUUUCACAGUGUACAUCCAUCAAUAAUAAUUUUAUGUAGAUUAUGAAUAAUAGAUAAAAAGUAAGUUUCAAAUGAUUAUAAUAAUUAAGGCUGUUGUUAUUUUAUGUACUUAUUACAGGAUAAUGAAAAUAUUUUUCAUUAAAGAUAAC